CUGUAGCGCUUUUUGUGUGGUCACACUGGUGUACGAUUUUUUGUCAAUCAUUUGCUGCGGAAAAUAUAUUAAAAAACUCGGUUAAAAUGGCCGCGCGCGGCGAUUUGAUUGCACAAUUCAUAGAAAUCACCGGAACCGACGAGAAUGUGGCCAGGUUCUACCUGUCCAGCUGCGACUGGGACAUAGAGCACGCUCUGGGCAACUACUGGAGCACCCAGGCGGAUUUGCCGGUUCCGGUGCCAUCGGUGGGCCACGCGGACAACCCGAAACCAAAGCCGACAUCGAGUAGUGGAACGGGAGCAAGUGCAGCAGCUCCCGCCGUCGCUGGGGCAACCAAAAGCGCAGACGCUGCCACCGCCACCGCCGCUUCCUCAUCAGCAGCUUCGGUAGACAUUGCACCCGCUGCGUCAAAGGCCAAGCCAAAAUUCGCCACCCUUAGCGACAUGUCCAAGGAACCAUCGAGCGACGACGACCAGCAGGCAUUCUAUGCCGGCGGCUCGGACCGCUCCGGUCAACAGGUCCUGGGCCCACCGAAGCGCAAGAAUUUCCGCGAACAGCUCACCGACAUGAUGCGUUCUGCGCAGGAGCAGAACAUCGCGGAGGUGGGCCCCUCCACCAGCAGCGGCGGCGGUGGCAGUGGAGGACCCAGUGGUGCUGUCUGGGGCCAGGGCAUGCGGCUGGGCAUGACAGAUAAUGAUCACACGGCUGUCGGCACCAAUAAACCGGCACAGGGAGGUGAAAACAAACCGGUGGUGGUGCUGAAGCUCUGGAGCCAGGGCUUCUCCAUCGAUGGCGGCGAGCUGCGUCACUAUGACGAUCCGCAGAACAAGGAGUUCCUAGAGACAGUCAUGCGCGGAGAAAUCCCGCAAGAGCUGCUGGAAAUGGGCCGCAUGGUCAAUGUGGACGUAGAGGACCACCGACACGAGGACUUCAAGCGCCAGGCAGCUCCGCAGACAUUCAAGGGAUCCGGCCAGAAGCUGGGCAGUCCCGUGGCCAAUGUGGUCACCGAAGCUCCAACAGUUCCAGUGGCACUGUCGCCCGUCGAGACAGCCAACCAGGAGGCCAGUGCCCGCGAUGCCAUCAACUUGAAUUCCGAAGCACCGUCCACCACGCUGCAGAUUCGUCUGGCGGAUGGCUCGCGUCUAGCUGCGCAGUUUAAUCUGACGCACACCGUCUCCGACAUUCGUCGCUUCAUUCAAACGGCACGCCCUCAGUACUCAACCAGUAACUUUAUCCUGGUGUCCUCGUUUCCCACUCGCGAACUGAGCGAUGAUAAUUCCACCAUCGAGAAGGCUGGCCUCAAGAAUGCUGCUCUCAUGCAGCGCCUCAAGUAACUCUAAGUUAAAUACGCGUAAAGACUCCCAGCGAAAACGGAGCAACUACCUAUGAAAUAAAACUGGAUUUGGUGAAGUCGGGGAAACCUAUGUGGCCGAAUCCGAUGUCUAUAAUUGUCUAUGAUAUAUACAAUA
Messenger RNA from Drosophila subpulchrella, 1469 nucleotides. It is a transcript of the gene p47, whose product is annotated as NSFL1 cofactor p47. Bases 87 to 1334 code for a protein of 415 amino acids. Gene Ontology annotation, cellular component: nucleus; cytosol. Gene Ontology annotation, molecular function: ubiquitin binding. The transcript has 5 exons. Gene Ontology annotation, biological process: Golgi organization; autophagosome assembly; nuclear membrane reassembly. The record is from RefSeq and is a predicted model, not a curated record. NCBI's taxonomy places the organism in Eukaryota, Metazoa, Arthropoda, Insecta, Diptera, Drosophilidae.